Helianthus annuus (common sunflower) is the source of this 537-nucleotide messenger RNA. RefSeq lists its product as uncharacterized. The record is from RefSeq and is a predicted model, not a curated record. The transcript has 4 exons. Lineage: Eukaryota; Viridiplantae; Streptophyta; Magnoliopsida; Asterales; Asteraceae. The coding region runs from base 1 to 537 and encodes 178 amino acids.
AUGGCAAAUUUUUACUACAAAGAGUUUUUUGCGGAUGGCGAUGAUUCCACCGAUGAGGAGGUUGAGCAAGAGGCGGUUACGAGUGCUUGUCAACUAGCGGUGAGAUAUGUGAAGCAUUGUAUUAUUGAUGUGUAUGGUGCGCGUUAUCUUAGAACGCCCACAUGGGACGACCUUCAAAAGAUCUACGAGGUACAUUCGACGGAGCAUGGUUUGCCUGUUAUGAUCGGGAGCAUAGAUUGCAUGCAUUGGCGUUGGGAUAACUACCCGACCGCAUGGCGAGGCCAACACACACGGGGUGACCAAAAAGGACCCACUAUUAUUCUUCAGGCGGUUGUUUCACAGGACCUUUGGGUUUGGUCGGCUUACUUUGGCGUGGUUGGGUCAUGCAAUGAUAUCAAUGAUUUUGAACAAUCUCCGUUGUUAGAGAAGUGGAUUUCUGGCAAAGCUUCAAAAGCGUCGUUUUACGCAAAUAGAAACUACUACCCUCAUGGAUAUUAUUUGAGCGACGGAAUUUAUCCUAGGAGAAAAAAAGGGUGA